AUGACUUUCACGGCGAUGAGGAGGAGUGACCAUGGAACCCUUCAAAACAUGCUGGGAACAGAUCUCAACGAACUCGCUACUGCUGCUAAGAACCUUGCAAAUCACACCUUCAUGCUCACUGGUUUAGGCUUUGGUACUUCCAUCCUCGAAUGGAUUGCUUCAGUCGCAGCCAUAUACUUGUUGGUCUUGGAUCGAACUAACUGGAAAACCAAUAUGCUCACGGCUCUUUUGAUUCCUUACAUCUUCUUUAGUCUUCCUUCUGUCAUCUUUAGCCUUUUCAGAGGAGAAGUUGGUAAAUGGAUUGCGAUUGUAGCUGUUGUUGUACAACUCUUCUUCCCUAAACACUUCCGAGAAUGGUUUGAGUUACCGGCGGCUGCGAUUCUACUCAUUGUGGUGGCUCCGAAUCUAAUAGCCUACACAUUUAGAGACAACUGGGUUGGCUUAAUUAUAUGCUUAGGGAUUGGAUGUUACUUGCUUCAAGAACAUAUUAGAGCUUCUGGUGGGUUCAGAAACGCUUUCACUAAAGCUAAUGGCAUCUCCAACACCCUUGGGAUCAUUGCUCUUGUUGUCUUCCCCAUCUGGGCUAUCAUCUUUUAA
Eruca vesicaria subsp. sativa (arugula) is the source of this 597-nucleotide messenger RNA. The record is from the annotation of a GenBank genome assembly. Lineage: Eukaryota; Viridiplantae; Streptophyta; Magnoliopsida; Brassicales; Brassicaceae.